AUGAAUCAUAGCUAUUCGAAAAGGAUGAUGAUCGCCUUGGCGAUCACAUUUCUCAUGCUUCCCAUAGUCUUCGUCUCUUUACGCUUAUGGGCAAAAAGACUUUCGAAGCGCAUAGGGUGGGACGACUUCCUCACAGUCGGCGCGUUGCUAAUCUCCAUGACAUGUUGUACCCUUCAAAUACUCACGGCUCAGUAUGGCUACCUGGGCGCACACCAGCCUUUGGAUGCGAACGGACAACCGAUCAUGGAUGACCCUGGCCUAAUCUUCUUUGAAAGAACGAAAUUCGCACUGAACAUGAUUUCGAUCAUAGGUCUUGGCCUCACGAAGUGCUCAAUCCUGAUACUGUACAAGACAAUCUUCGACGUCCAGAAGUUUCGGACCGCUGUAUACAUUUUACUUGCAUUCGUGAUCGGCUGGACCACAAGCUUCGCAUUCUCUCAUCUAUUCACCUGCUACCCAAUCACGGUCUUCAUCGAACCUUACUAUGAAAAUAGCUGCGUGGAAACAGUUCCUAUGUUCUUAGCUCUGCUUUACACGGAUGUCAUUGCGGACGUUGCGAUUCUUAUUCUCCCGAUACCCAUAAUACUCAGCAUACGGAUGGAAACCAGGAAGAAGCUGGCAGUAAUUGGCAUGCUCACUCUUGGGGCAGCUGUAUGUGCGGUGAGCGUCACUCGAGUUAUUGCAACAUAUUCCAUCGCGAAAGAAUACAUCAAACAUCCCGACGACGUCGUUUACUAUACGGCACCCGUCUUCUUCUGGACCAACAUCGAGCUCUCGUUGGGCGUGGUUUGUGCUUGCCUUCCGACUUUGCGGCCCAUCUGGUUCUAUUUCUACCCUAGGAAACCGACAGAGACGAGCUCAGGCUACGCAUACGGAUAUGGCUCAGCGAGCCUCAACUACGGGUCAUCACAAGCCAAUGGGACACGGACCAGUAUCGCGAACAAGUUCCCACGAAAACCGUACAGAGAGAUCGACGAGAUCGAGCUGACGCGCCACGAGAGAUCACCUGGAACUCCACCAGAAGAAGCCUCGUCGACAAAUCAGGGCGGGAUUUUGAAGGCCGUCACGAUUCACCAGACGCUAGACUGA
Molecule: messenger RNA, 1089 nt
Organism: Plenodomus lingam JN3
Lineage: Eukaryota; Fungi; Ascomycota; Dothideomycetes; Pleosporales; Leptosphaeriaceae
Source: RefSeq, a predicted model, not a curated record